Sorex araneus (European shrew) is the source of this 1080-nucleotide messenger RNA. RefSeq names its product neudesin neurotrophic factor (gene NENF). The transcript has 6 exons. The record is from RefSeq and is a predicted model, not a curated record. Lineage: Eukaryota; Metazoa; Chordata; Mammalia; Eulipotyphla; Soricidae. Gene Ontology annotation, cellular component: membrane; endomembrane system. Bases 531 to 1043 code for a protein of 170 amino acids.
UUGCAGGGGUCCUGCGAGGGGAGACGGUCCGAGGCAGCUUCCCCCACCCCCCACCCAGACUGCAGGAAGAACUACGUCCACCUAGAAGAGAUGCAGAAACCCAGAUGAGAGGCCUGGGCACCUCGGCGCAGAUCCCAGAAGGUAGCUGCUGCCCUGCAGCCCGCCAGAGACACCUUCCCCAGGCCGCUCCCGCUGCAGGGGGGGCGACGUUUUCUUGUCGCCUUAUCGCACCCCCCCCCGCCCCGCCUUUCAAUCCCCACCCCUCCCCACUUCUCCGUCUUUUGUGCGGUUCCUGGACCCUCUGAACCACGUUUCUGCUUUUCUGCUUGAGCGACACGCACACUGGCCUCUUGACAGCGCCAGUUGGCGUGAGAACUCGCAAUACCAGUGCACAUGGGGCCCGAGGUGAGAGGUCCCUUGUUUUUGCAAGUCGCACCGGAGUCCAAGAGUACAGCCCUCCUGGCCCUCUCUCAGCACUUCUCUCAGCUCACAGCUUCUCUGAUCUGCCUGGCUUCCUCUUCUGACACUCCAUGCCUACAGCUGCCUUCUCCCUGCAGCCCCAGGGGGCCCUCUUCUUGAGCCCAAAUUCUUCUCCAAGUCGGGCCUCGGGAUGCAUCCUACUUCCACAUUUCCUGCCGGCGGCGGCUGUAGCUGCAGCUAGCAGGUCUGACUUUAGGGGAGAGACUCUCCAAACAAUAAUAGUAAACAAGCCCAUCCUCAUGGCUGUGAAGGGCGUGGUGUUUGACGUCUCCUCCGAGAAGCAGUUUUAUGGCCGAGGUGCCCCCUACAACGCUCUGACUGGGAAGGACUCCACAAGGGGGGUGGCCAAGAUGUCCCUGGACCCUGCGGACCUCACCUAUGACACUACAGGCCUGACGGAAGAGGAGCUGCAGUCGCUGGAGACGGUCUUCACCGAGGUGUACAAGGCCAAGUACCCCAUCGUGGGUUACACAGCCCGGCGCAUCCUCAAUCCGGACGGGAGCCCCAACGUCAACUUCAUCCCCGAGGACCGGCCGCAUUUUGACCUGCGUGAGGAGCUGUGAGCUGCCGGCCAUGCAAUAAAGCCACUCUCAGACCGUG